Molecule: messenger RNA, 785 nt
Organism: Cannabis sativa
Lineage: Eukaryota; Viridiplantae; Streptophyta; Magnoliopsida; Rosales; Cannabaceae
Exons: 3
Coding region: 262-642 (126 amino acids)
Biological process (GO): proteolysis
Molecular function (GO): cysteine-type peptidase activity
Source: RefSeq, a predicted model, not a curated record
GUUUUUGAAGGAACGGUUGCUAGAUGUUAAUGGAUUAAGCAGACUAUAUGCAUUUUUAAAUCCUGGGGCCAUUGCCUCUGAUGCUGGGGAUUAUAAUGCCCGUUCUCGAGCACUGCGCAAACGUAUUCUUGAAAUUGAUAAUCCGGCUAAAUGGAUUAUUGCCCCUAUAACAAUUAGUAAGUAAAUUUAAAAUUUAUAGUUUCAUAAUUUAUAACUCUACAUAAUUUAUGGUUAAUCUAACAUGUUUGUUUGUGUAGUAAUAUGUAUCAUUGGAUGGUUGUACUUAUCCAACCAAGUACACAUACGAUAGCGUACUUGGAUUCCAACAAUGGAUAUGUACCAGAAGAUUUAAAAUACAUUGUUAACACGUCGCUCAACAUAGUUAAUAAAAGCUUAACUAACCGCAAUGAUCGUCCCAUUGAGUGGAUAACUCCGAUAUGUCCACAACAACCAGACGGGAAGCAAUGUGGAUAUUAUGUCAUGAAAUUUAUUGAGAGUUUCAUGAACGAAGAAGAUCCAAUACGCCGAGUGAGAGAAAUGGGUAAGAGCGAUCCGUACUCAAAUGACGAGAUGAAUAUUUUGCGUGAUCAGUGGAUUGAAUAUGUUCGAGCACAAGCAGUGCGACAAGGGCUUUUACAAUGAUCAAUUUCUAUUUUUGUUUAUACUUUAUCCUAACUAAUUAGUGACAAUAUACAGUAAAAAUUAAUUAAUGUAGGGAAAAUUUUACUAUGUAAAACAGGAUCUGUUUAACUUUCACUAAUGACAAUAUAUAUACUUUAUCCUAA